UUUUUCUUUCUCUCAUUGUGUAAUUCUGAAAUCAUAACUGUACUGUGUAUUUACGCUCUAGCACGAAACUUAAUCAACAAAUGCGUUAAGGGUUUAGUUAACUUGUUAUGAUAUCUUAAAUAUGGUUUAUGUAGUAUCCUGGUUUCUAAUUCGGCAAGUAACCCAUUGAGUUUUUCCCUGUCAACUCACGCGAGCCAUACAUUUCAGGUUCUCACAGUUCUAUAAUCGGUUAUGUCUUCGAACUCAAAUGCCAGACGUGGGGUCCCAAAAAAACGCAAGAUUUUAGAAAAAAUAGACAAAUCAAAAAAGCCUUCAGCUUCCUGUCCAUCUUCCCCAGACUCAGGCAGAUCUUCACCAGACUCAUCCUGUUCCAUAUGUCUUGGACGGCAUGAAAACAAGUCCUACACUAAUAACUGCCUUCAUGAGUUUUGCUUUACUUGCCUACUAGAAUGGUCCAAGGUGAAACCAGAAUGCCCGCUGUGUAAACAGGCAUUCACUUCUAUCAUUCAUAAUGUGAGACCAAAUCAUGAAUAUGAUGAGCAUAAAAUACCAUUGGUAGAACCUCAAGAACCUGAUCUUUUUGAUGAAUUGCUUCAUCACCCUUUCCGUUACAGGACAACAGUCACUGCAGAUAGAAGGAGAAUGUUAGCACUGGAAAGACUUUACGCAAUGAGGCAAUUUGCACAAGAAGGUGUGCUACCACAUGCAACUGAGCGUCGUCCCACGAGAAGUCGAUUAACUGGGACGAGUACCUUUCGCCGUCGAGCAUAUCAAAGAGAUCUGUGGGUUCGUCCACUGUCAGAUAUCACCGGCCGCUAUCGCGAAACAACCCCCGAAUUCUUUCAACUAAAUCCUGCCAUGACACAUCGACUUGUGCCCUGGCUAAACCGAGAAUUGAAUGUUUUGUUGGUCAACCACGAGAAUCGACUUUCAUACGUUUUACAACUGAUUCUCAGACUUAUCACCCAACUUCAUAUUCGAAGUAGAGCUUUUCGUGAAGCUAUUCAAUCUUACAUCGGCGCAUAUACUGAACAUUUCAUUCACGAGUUCUUCCAGUUCGCUCGCUCUCCGUACGAUAUGUACGGGUUCGACGAAAAUGCUGACUACCAACCGAGAAACAAUUUGCAACAAGAAGAAGUGGCCGUCAGCGAAUCUAGUGAUGAAGACGUGCCGGGCACUCGACCAUUCAGUAAUGAACAACAUCGUGUGGCCCCUCUUGAUAUUCCGUUACCCCCGUCCCCUCAACCUGGACCCAGUGGAAUUGGUCGUGGUUCUUCUUCAGCUGCGAUGAUAGACGAUGGACAAAGUUAUUCGGCAGUUCAGGGACAUUCAAAUGCAGCACGAAGACCAUCGGAUGAGGAUGAAGAGGAGGACGGAGAUGUUGAGAUCGUAGAAGUUGUCCGUCAGUCUUCCCCCGUGGUGAUUACGUUGUCAGAAUCCGAAGAGGACCGUGAAGAAGAGGUGGAGCGAAACGAAGCUAGCUCUUCAGCGUCACGUGGUAAGGCCCUCAAACAAAGAAGCCCUCCUAGCAACCGUGUUUACUCGCGCAGAGAUCAGCAGCAGCAACAACGCACAAAAUCAAAAAAGAAGAAAAGGAAGCGUGAUCGCUCUACUUCUCGGUCGCCUGAACAACUGCAAUCAACCAGCAGAGGCCGUUUUAGGAGAGAAACGGAAGAGAACAAUAAUGACGAAGCGGAGCUUUCAACUUCACAAAUUUCAGGCGGUGUUGUCCGCUAUUGGGAUAUGGACCCAGAAGAAAUUCGCCGUCGGUUGCGUAAUGACGGGCAAUUCAACCCGGAACCUUCAACGAGUGGAAGCAGACGUCGUCAAAAGCGAGGCAGAAACGAUUAAAGGAAAAUGUAACUUGAAUUUAAUCACAUUUGAUUUACCGUUACGUUUGUGUACUGCGUAAGGGAAAGUACCCAGCACCUUGAACGGGAUGUAUGUAGAUACAGCAAAAUUAAACAAGUGACGGUUUGCCCCUUU
Daphnia magna is the source of this 1986-nucleotide messenger RNA. Its product is annotated as E3 ubiquitin-protein ligase Topors. Gene Ontology annotation, molecular function: ubiquitin protein ligase activity; metal ion binding. NCBI's taxonomy places the organism in Eukaryota, Metazoa, Arthropoda, Branchiopoda, Diplostraca, Daphniidae. The record is from RefSeq and is a predicted model, not a curated record. The coding region runs from base 232 to 1851 and encodes 539 amino acids. Gene Ontology annotation, biological process: protein monoubiquitination; protein polyubiquitination. The transcript has 5 exons.